Messenger RNA from Penicillium angulare, 1386 nucleotides. RefSeq lists its product as uncharacterized. The transcript is spliced from 3 exons. The record is from RefSeq and is a predicted model, not a curated record. The coding region runs from base 1 to 1386 and encodes 461 amino acids. NCBI's taxonomy places the organism in Eukaryota, Fungi, Ascomycota, Eurotiomycetes, Eurotiales, Aspergillaceae.
AUGCCACCACGAGCGAAUCGCAAAAUACCUCAGGUCGACCAGCUCAUCGGAUGUGAGCAGUACAGGAUCCCCCCGAUCACCCACGCGAGCAAGAUGCCCGCCGGGUGGGAUUGGAAUGCCGAUGAGACCGGUCUGAUUGAAGAGGAUGUGGAAGGCAAUAUCAUAAGAUGCCAUGAACGUAUCAAAAUGGGUAUCUUGCCCCAGCUGUUUGAACAGAGAUUGAAGAUGCACGAAGGGAUCAAGAGGUCACGCGAGAAAAUGAUGGAGGUAGAGCCGGCAGGUCUCAGUUGGGAGAUUGUUCAACGUUUGGACAGUCUGAAGUUUCUGGAGGAGAGUUGCAAACAAGAUACCGAGGGGAAAUAUCCAUGCAAUGAGGUCAAUAUCAAAGCUAUCAUGGCUGCUUAUCGGAAGGGCAGUAUUGAAUGGUAUAAUGAUGCAAAGGUUACAAUUUGGUUUAGGGGAGGGCAGUUUGUUGGUGGACCUACAGAGUUUGAUGAGACUACGGUAGCUCGGCUUUAUGAGCAAUUUGGCGGAGAACAUGGAUUAUGGGUUGAAGGACAUGGCACUCCCCAGCCUGGCCUUUUUGGUCUCACCGAAAUAUUUCAUCCAACUCCCAAUCGUAAUCAUCGCCUAGCACAGCAUACAGUCAUUUCUGCCUUGAGAGCUCCUGGAAGUGAUCGUCAAAUGACAUUGGAGUUCAGAGAUGACACUGGAGCAUUCGCUCCUAUGAUAUCCCGAGACGAUCUUUGGAGUAUAUACAGGGCAUGUGGAUCUGCUGCUUUGCAUUUGGGAGGAGAAGUAGCAAGAGAGGCUUUGGGGAAACGCAUGCAGAGACAAAAAUACGUACUUGAUGUAAUGGUCAUGAACAACCAAGCAGAGAGAAUAACAAUGACCCGAUGGGUUCAAACUGUCUUCUUCGUCGUGGACCAUAAAGCAGAUCCUGAGGUAGCAGAAGAACGACAGAAACGAGGUCUACCCAAAAUUCCACCGACGGAAAGGCUCAGCGGGUCCUGGUGGCGGCACAUGUUAUAUACAGUCACAGUACCAGAUAAUCAUCGGCGAGUCUAUACCGGCACAAAGAAGUCGGAAAUGGACACGGUACCUGAUGUGGACUACGACGAGGCAUUGCCGCCUCGUGUUUCUUUAUCACUAGCUCCUCUUUCCGCUCAAGCCAAAAAGGGAGCCAAAAUUGAAGGAUGGGUACCACCGGAACCUGAGGAUCAGAAUCGGGGCGGAAGUAGGUCGUGGAGGGGGGAAUACCUCGAUGGGAGCAAGCAUCCGCCUAGUUGUAGGCGGUAUUUGGAGUGGGUCAAUAAAGAGAAUGAGCGCAGGACCGUGCCCCUUAAGCCCACCGCAGAUGAGUUCAAACGGCAUCGAUUGGAUUAG